Molecule: messenger RNA, 7355 nt
Organism: Dromaius novaehollandiae (emu)
Lineage: Eukaryota; Metazoa; Chordata; Aves; Casuariiformes; Dromaiidae
Gene: KLC1
Product: kinesin light chain 1
Exons: 16
Coding region: 391-2304 (637 amino acids)
Biological process (GO): microtubule-based movement
Cellular component (GO): kinesin complex; cytoplasm
Molecular function (GO): kinesin binding
Source: RefSeq, a predicted model, not a curated record
AGUGGAGGCGCCGCCAUGUUGCGCGGGGCGGGGCGCCGGGCUGCGGCGGCGGCGGCGGCGGCGGGGCGGGCCGAGGGGCGGCGGCGGCUGCCUGCAGCUGUCAGCGCCCGCGCCUUGGGGGCUGGGCCCCGCGCCGACCUCCGCGGCCGCCGGGUCGGGCCUGUCAGCGCAUCCGGAAGGGUCGCGGUGCCGACCCGCUUCCUUUCCUUCCUCGCCUCUCUCCCUUUUCUUCCCCCCUUCUGAAAAAAAAACCCCUUUUCCUUCCUCCCUUCCGCCCGCCCAUCGCUGACAUCCUCCUCCGGCCGCCUCCUCUCCGCCCCCGCGGGCUGCGCGGCCCCCGCCGCCUGCGCGAGCGCUGCGCACAUCGCCCCAGCCUGCAGCACCGAGCGAAUGUAUGAAAACAUGUCCACAAUGGUGUAUCUAAAGGAAGAGAAGUUGGAGAAGCUUACUCAAGAUGAAAUCAUUGCCAAAACUAAGCAAGUUAUUAAUGGACUAGAGGCACUGAAGAAUGAACACAAUUCAAUUUUACAGAGCUUACUUGAAACACUGAAAUGUUUGAAGAAAGAUGAUGAAACUAAUCUGGUUGAAGAAAAAUCAAACAUGAUUCGAAAGUCACUGGAGAUGUUGGAACUUGGACUUAGUGAAGCACAGGUAAUGAUGGCAUUGUCAAAUCAUUUAAAUGCAGUGGAAUCAGAGAAGCAGAAACUGCGUGCUCAGGUUCGCCGGUUAUGCCAAGAAAAUCAGUGGCUACGGGAUGAACUGGCCAAUACACAACAGAAACUACAGAAAAGUGAGCAAUCUGUGGCUCAGCUGGAGGAAGAAAAGAAACAUCUAGAAUUCAUGAAUCAAUUAAAAAAAUACGAUGAUGAUAUCUCACCAUCAGAAGACAAAGAUACGGAUUCCACCAAAGAGCCUUUGGAUGACUUAUUUCCCAAUGAUGAAGAUGAUCAGGGACAAGGAAUUCAGCAACAGCAUAGCAGUGCAGCUGCUGCUGCCCAGCAAGGUGGCUAUGAAAUUCCAGCAAGAUUAAGGACCCUUCAUAAUCUUGUUAUCCAGUAUGCUUCCCAAGGUAGAUACGAGGUUGCUGUACCGCUUUGUAAACAAGCUCUUGAAGAUCUGGAGAAGACUUCAGGUCAUGAUCAUCCUGAUGUUGCCACUAUGUUGAACAUACUUGCUUUGGUGUACAGGGACCAGAACAAAUACAAAGAUGCAGCAAACCUCCUGAAUGAUGCCUUGGCUAUCCGUGAGAAGACUUUGGGCAAAGAUCAUCCAGCGGUGGCAGCAACUCUAAACAACCUUGCAGUGCUUUAUGGUAAACGCGGAAAGUACAAGGAAGCUGAACCUUUGUGUAAGCGAGCUCUGGAAAUCAGAGAAAAGGUCUUGGGGAAAGAUCACCCUGAUGUCGCCAAGCAAUUAAAUAACCUGGCUUUACUGUGCCAGAACCAGGGUAAAUAUGAAGAGGUAGAAUACUACUAUCAGAGGGCACUGGAGAUUUACCAAACUAAGCUGGGACCAGAUGAUCCAAAUGUUGCAAAAACGAAGAAUAACCUGGCAUCCUGCUAUCUAAAACAGGGCAAAUUUAAGCAAGCAGAAACUUUAUACAAAGAGAUUCUUACUCGUGCUCAUGAACGGGAAUUUGGUUCUGUAGAUGAUGAAAAUAAACCUAUUUGGAUGCAUGCUGAAGAAAGGGAAGAAUGCAAAGGAAAGCAAAAAGAUGGCACAUCUUUUGGAGAAUAUGGUGGCUGGUACAAAGCUUGCAAAGUUGAUAGUCCAACAGUAACAACUACCCUAAAGAACCUUGGGGCACUUUAUAGACGGCAAGGCAAAUUUGAAGCUGCUGAAACGUUAGAAGAGGCAGCAAUGAGAUCUCGUAAACAGGGUCUUGACAAUGUUCAUAAACAGAGAGUUGCUGAAGUGCUGAAUGACCCUGAGAGCAUAGAGAAAAGGCGCAGCCGAGAAAGCCUCAAUGUCGAUGUGGUAAAGUACGAGAGUGGUCCUGAUGGAGGCGAGGAAGUGAGUAUGAGCGUAGAAUGGAAUGGGGAUGGCACUGGAUCUUUAAAACGCAGUGGUUCCUUUAGCAAACUUCGUGCUUCCAUUAGACGCAGCAGUGAGAAGCUGGUUAGAAAGCUGAAGGGCGGAAGUUCACGAGACAGUGAACCAAAGAACCCGGGCAUGAAGCGUGCCAGUUCUCUGAAUGUUCUUAACAUGGGUGGCAAGGCUACUGAAGAUCAUUUUCAAGAACGAAAUAAUUGUCUAACAGACUCGAGAGCUCUGAGUGUCAGUCAUACUGAUUUGGCGCAUUGAGAUUCUUGGACAGAAGCUAGCUAAAAUUCCUUUGUGGAUAAAGAAGCACUGAGACCUUCAAAGCUUUGGUUCCUCAUCACUAUGUAUAGGAACAUCUAGUUUGUUGAUUUUUUGGGGGUGAGGCAAUUGACUGCUGUUUUUACUUUUCUAAACAGUGACAAUUUUAAAUAGAGCAUUAGUGAAUAUUUUCUUCUAAAGAGAAACUAUAUAGAUAAAUAUUGCUCAUUGCACUGCUCCCAUUCAUGCUACUUAUGUUGAUUUGUUUAAUAGAUCUGAAUAUUACAGCAGCCAAAAACUUGUAAAAAUACAGAUGCAUUUAAAGCAUACCAAAAUGCAAAGAUGUUUGAAAGUGCAGAUAAAAUGAAAUAUGUAGCAGUAAAUAUAUACAGUGCUGGAAUGAGAAAAGGAUAAAUUAUGUGCAUUACUGUAUAAAUUCAGAUUCAGCAUACUGUAGUGGUGGGGCUUUUCUUUGUACCACUGAUUAUUUAAUGUUAGAGACCUUAUCUGGUAAAACAGCACUUGGACAUUGGCUUACUUAACCACUAGAUCAAGCUGUUAAAUUUUAUAAAAAAAGAUGGUUGGGGUUACCUUAUGUUUAAACAGCAUGAAUAGCAAUACCUGUGACCGCAAAUUUGGUAUUUGUUGCUAUAAGUUUUAGGGCACAAUAAUCAAUGGAAAUAGGACAGUUAAUGUUGAUCAGGACAAAUGGAAUAUGUUUUGACCUUUAUCUUCUCUGGCUGAAGAAUACUGAAGCUUCGGACUGCAACUGUCCCAGAUCAGCUGCUGUUGCUGUUAGGGAAACAUCAAGCCUCAGGUUGAUUCUUUUCUUCCUUGUCCACUGGAAUUCACAGUUCCAUCCUCUCUAUGCAGAAAGUGCUCCAGCAUUUCCUUCUGCUGAUCCCAGAUCCUGCCUUUCUCCGUAAUAGCAGACAACAGCAGAAGCAAGUGAAGCAGGUGACUGCACGCUAAGCUGUUAUACUGUGGAGUAGCUGCUGUGCAAAGGACCACUCGGAUCUUAAGGGCCCCAGUGGAAGCACUAGAUGGCCAUAUGUGGCGAGCAACAUGUUUGACCACACAUCCGUGUUAAAUCUACUUACGGUUAAUAUAUAUGCUGUCUGUAUACAGGACUGCUGCUGGAAUUAAGUAUGUAUGUUUUAAAUAUUUUAUAGACACUAGUAUUUCCUUUUGCUUUUCUGUAAAGCUUGUAAUUUUGUUCAUCUUCUGUAAAAACUCCUAUUCAUGUGAAGUUGGAUGAGAAAGUAAAAAAAGAAAAAAACAAAAAACUGUGUGUAUACAAAUGUAUUUGUGGUCAUAGUUGUGUAGUUGGAAAAUGCAAAACAAAAUUGACUUUGGGAAGAGCUGGAAUAUUCAUCCAAGGUUAGCACCAGCUGAAGGAGGAAAAACAAGAGAACAUAAACAAGUUUUAGUGUUUGAAUAGGCUGUGAAGAAGUCCUUAGAAUUAGUACUUCUUAGAAGUAUAUGACUGGUUUUGCAUCUGGUUUUAAACUGUUACAGUAACCAAUGCAAAAAGUUGUAUAUGUAAUGCACUUGACUAUGUUUACUAGGAGGUACCUUAUUAGCAUCUCUUUAAAGAAAGUUGCAUAUGGUAUACCUGCUAUAAAGAGUGUUUGGAAAUGGUGAGAUAUGAUGCUGCUAAUAUGUAGAAGUUUUUAGCACAGAGUAGUGCAAUUCAUUAAUGAAUUUGAGCAAGAACAAAUUGUUGCUCAGUUAUCUUAACAAUAUAUACUCAUAUAAUGUAAACUCUUGAGUUUUAAUCUUUUAUUAAAGUGUUUUUAUAUAUGUAAAUAUUAUAUCUUUUUGUUUUUAAUUCUUUUUCCAGGAAAAUAUGUUAUAUGCACCCAUUGGUGAGUUCAGUUCUCUGCAUAAAGCCUGACUGAAGUAGCUUUGUACAGAGAACUAUUAAUAUAGUUGCCAAGCCAGGUGGGUAUCUGUCCCUAAUUGACAGGCAGGCCAGCAGGGUUGCAGGAGGACUCUACCACAAUUGUGGCUUCAAAAAUCUGACUUCCUGAACAUGAAAGCUAUUUUGGACACAGAGCUCAUUUUGGUAAUAGGGAAUUAGUUAAAAGAAAUUGAAGAACUUGUUUUUGAACCUUCAUCUUUCAAGUUCAAAGGAAAAUGUUUUUGCAGCCUCUCAAAAAAACUGGGACUUCCAUAAAUAGAAAUAAAAUAUUUAACCAUGUCAGACUAGCCAUAAACAUUACCUUUUUAAAAUACAAGAGUGAUUGUGAUAGGAAAUUUUCUCAUUUAGGGUUUAAAAUAGCUUUGAUAGUUGGUGGCACUACUAGUACUGUGCUUCUAAAGGUCUUAAGCUCUUAUACAGUGUUUAAAAGUGUAUUGGAAGAUGAAUCUAAAUUGUUGGCUUACUGCUUGUUAAACAAUUCCUAUAUUUAAAAGGUUAGUAUUUUCAGAGAAGAAAUACAAAUUUCAAGACUGUUCCCUAAUACAUAGAUCCUGAAGGGUGUUGGCCAAAUACUUAUGAUCAAUCUUAUGGUUAUGACCCAGCAUACUAUUUGCAGCUUGAGAGAAACUUUGUAAAGUAUGAAAACAAAUUUAAGGUUAAGCUUCCUUGUGUUCGAAUAAUGAAUUAAUUACUGUAUGGACGUGGUUUGUGUAUAUAUAAAUUUCAGGUGGGCUUUUCAGUCGGCUUUUAUGUAAGAUUUUCUUUCUGAAUUCCCUCUGUUCCAGUUGCAGCUAACAGUUUGCAUGAAGUGUAAAAGUGAAACGGCUAGCUGUGUAAUUCUUAGAUGUCUUCUGUAACAAACUUAAUCACGGUUCUGAUGAAACACGAGGCUAAUAGGAACCUUCAGAAUUGACAGAUCUUGUUAGGGAAGCUACAAGCCUUGGUAGUAAUAUCUUGUUCUUUAUCUACAGUGUUUUUCUUUGCUCAGAACAGUAAGCAUCAGCUUUAUUAAAAAGGUAAUGAAGACUUCAGAUUAAGCUAGUUCCUGUAGAUUCUCCCUCAAUUAACAGUGGCUAGUUUUUCUGGGGUUUGCAGUCAGCGAGACUUGCGUGUAGGAAGAAUCGUACAUGAAUUGUUACUGAUACAGAGGUGGGUGCCUGUUCCCCUUUUAUCUAUGUGGUUGUGCACUACUUUUUAACAAUAUUGGCAAUACUUGUUCUUGAGUUAGAGCUUAUUAAAUAUACAAGUGUUAUAUUUUACAAUAAUAAUUUGCUUCUCUUCCAGAGGAACAGCUGAACUAAUGCUGUAGUAUUUGUGAUCGUAGUACCAUAAUGAUAGAACAUAGCAGUUAAUGGAAUGAAAUAACCAAUGGACAUGAUUUCUAGAGUUUGUGUCUUUUCUUAAAAAGCAAAUCAAAAAAAACCCCAAAAGCCCUCCUGAAUGGUAGUAAUUUAAAAUGGUUUCAAGCUUGAGAAGUAUUUGUGGUUAAAUUAUAUAGCUUGAUUUCAGCAAUUUAGAAAAUAGUGUGAUUGUGUUGUGAACGUAAAGCAAAAGGGACAUGCAGUGCUUCAUCUAAAGUUUGUUUACAAUACUCGAUAGGUUCAAGUUAAUUUAGUUUUCAUUAUGCAGGUCAUAUAUUUUGUCUGAAAGCUGCUAAGAGAGUUGCAUUUUAGGUAUUAAGUCAUCCUGUAUGGAGAGAAUAAAUGCUAGAAAGCUGUGAUGUGAAGUUUACAGUUUUAUUGUAAUGACUUUACAUUAUCACAGAUACACUUUUAUAGAAGUAUGAAUAUAAAUGUUGGCUCUUUUAAAAAUUGAUGAAUUCGAGGGAAAUUUUGAACAUCUAUGCUUGAUUAUUUCAAACUAUUUGCAACAGUCUCAGUAUUUUGAAUAGUCAAGGUCAAUAGUUUUAAAAAACAGAAGCCCACAACAACAAACCAAGGAGAAAAAACUGUCGCUAUCUGGUUGAGUUCAAAAGAUCUCAGUUUUUGAGAAAAUAAAGGUUUAUUCUGAUAGUCAAGUGGCAAAAUGUGUCUAUAUUUACUGUUCUUUGGCUAUGGCUGCUUUUAAAUAAGAGGUAUUUAGAGAAUCAUAGCUGAAGUUAAUUUAACACUCCAGCUACAUCUAAAAGCUCUUCAAGCUGCUCUAGGGUUGUACAGGCAUAUGCAGUGAAGUAAAAUAGACUAAAAAUAGUAUAUGGUGUGGAAUAAGUAUAAUAAAAUGGUUUUAGAACAAGAGUAAUCCUUAGGCUGUCUAUAUUCAUCAGAUGCACUCAAGUCACAAUUCAAGCAUGGAAAGUUAAGCCUUCAAUUUAUGUAGAAAUGUUUGUUAUACUGUAGUGUUUGUAGGCUGUAAUAUAAUUAAACCAUGUAGCUUUGGUUCUAUGCAAUCAGUAAUGGUUAUUCUGUGUUUUCUGAGACAGAGUGAAAACAACCAACCCAAAAUCCAACAAUACCAGCAAACCAUCUUUAGUAAUGUCAAUUUAUCCAUCUUGAAAAAUGGAUUUUUUUAGAUAUGUGGAUUUCAUAUUUGAUUAAAAAACCUCAAACCUUCCACAAUGGGCUUUAAGAUGCUGCAGUUUGUUCUCCAUGUGUACUUACUGUUUGUCACAGCUGUGGAAAAAACACAAUUCAGUUCACCUAUUUGUUCUUACCCCACAAACUUUGUUGAAAAUAAAUUUCUGCAAAUGUUACUUGUAACCAAAUAGUAGUAAUUCACAGUGAUUCAUUCAAGGAACUUGUAAUGAGAUUAAUCUGUCUUACUACAUAUGUUUUGUUAAUACUGCAAUUGUGUAAAUUCUUUAUCUUUGCAGAAAAGUAACUUGGUUUUAUUAUUUACUUUUCAAAAGCAUUGUUUCCAGAACUGCAUAUCAUGUUUCUGCUGAAAAAGCCCUUUUUUGACUUCACAGAGCUGUAGAUUAAUCUGAAGUUGUUUAAAAGUUUCUAAAGCGUCACUUAACAUUCAUUUUUGAUGUGUAGAAAAUAUUUAAACAGUUUUACAGGAUAAAGAUGGGUAUACUUACACAUUCUAGAAUGUAAAUCUUUCAUGUAAAAAUUACUCACUUGGAUUUUUCUUGUAUGAAAGCAAAUCUCAAUUGUGAAAUCCAAAGAUGAAUAAAGCUGUAUAAAGGGAA